Homo sapiens (human) is the source of this 11130-nucleotide messenger RNA. RefSeq names its product Wnt family member 2B, transcript variant WNT-2B2 (gene WNT2B). Gene Ontology annotation, cellular component: extracellular region. Gene Ontology annotation, molecular function: signaling receptor binding. NCBI's taxonomy places the organism in Eukaryota, Metazoa, Chordata, Mammalia, Primates, Hominidae. The coding region runs from base 299 to 1474 and encodes 391 amino acids. The transcript has 5 exons. The record is from RefSeq and is marked reviewed. Gene Ontology annotation, biological process: system development; forebrain regionalization; Wnt signaling pathway.
GCACACUAGGCCCGCAGCUCCCUUCAGCGCCGCAGACCCCCUGACACCGCACCCGGUCCUCAGGCAGCGCGCCCCAGACCCCGGGUUCGGCACGCCGUCGUCGGCUUCCGGACAUCGCAACUUGCGCCCCUCUCGGGGAUCCUCCUCCCGGGCUCUGGACCCCAGGUGAUCCUAGGUCCCCAGCCGCCGGCGAACACCAUGGCCCCCCAGGGGGGUGAGGUAGGAGCAGCCUGAGUACCCCCAGAAGGUGCCCCGUCCACGCCCCUCCGGGCUGCGCGGCGGGAGUCUUCGGGGAGCUAUGCUGAGACCGGGUGGUGCGGAGGAAGCUGCGCAGCUCCCGCUUCGGCGCGCCAGCGCCCCGGUCCCUGUGCCGUCGCCCGCGGCCCCCGACGGCUCCCGGGCUUCGGCCCGCCUAGGUCUUGCCUGCCUUCUGCUCCUGCUGCUGCUGACGCUGCCGGCCCGCGUAGACACGUCCUGGUGGUACAUUGGGGCACUGGGGGCACGAGUGAUCUGUGACAAUAUCCCUGGUUUGGUGAGCCGGCAGCGGCAGCUGUGCCAGCGUUACCCAGACAUCAUGCGUUCAGUGGGCGAGGGUGCCCGAGAAUGGAUCCGAGAGUGUCAGCACCAAUUCCGCCACCACCGCUGGAACUGUACCACCCUGGACCGGGACCACACCGUCUUUGGCCGUGUCAUGCUCAGAAGUAGCCGAGAGGCAGCUUUUGUAUAUGCCAUCUCAUCAGCAGGGGUAGUCCACGCUAUUACUCGCGCCUGUAGCCAGGGUGAACUGAGUGUGUGCAGCUGUGACCCCUACACCCGUGGCCGACACCAUGACCAGCGUGGGGACUUUGACUGGGGUGGCUGCAGUGACAACAUCCACUACGGUGUCCGUUUUGCCAAGGCCUUCGUGGAUGCCAAGGAGAAGAGGCUUAAGGAUGCCCGGGCCCUCAUGAACUUACAUAAUAACCGCUGUGGUCGCACGGCUGUGCGGCGGUUUCUGAAGCUGGAGUGUAAGUGCCAUGGCGUGAGUGGUUCCUGUACUCUGCGCACCUGCUGGCGUGCACUCUCAGAUUUCCGCCGCACAGGUGAUUACCUGCGGCGACGCUAUGAUGGGGCUGUGCAGGUGAUGGCCACCCAAGAUGGUGCCAACUUCACCGCAGCCCGCCAAGGCUAUCGCCGUGCCACCCGGACUGAUCUUGUCUACUUUGACAACUCUCCAGAUUACUGUGUCUUGGACAAGGCUGCAGGUUCCCUAGGCACUGCAGGCCGUGUCUGCAGCAAGACAUCAAAAGGAACAGACGGUUGUGAAAUCAUGUGCUGUGGCCGAGGGUACGACACAACUCGAGUCACCCGUGUUACCCAGUGUGAGUGCAAAUUCCACUGGUGCUGUGCUGUACGGUGCAAGGAAUGCAGAAAUACUGUGGACGUCCAUACUUGCAAAGCCCCCAAGAAGGCAGAGUGGCUGGACCAAACCUGAACACACAGAUACCUCACUCAUCCCUCCAAUUCAAGCCUCUCAACUCAAAAGCACAAGAUCCUUGCAUGCACACCUUCCUCCACCCUCCACCCUGGGCUGCUACCGCUUCUAUUUAAGGAUGUAGAGAGUAAUCCAUAGGGACCAUGGUGUCCUGGCUGGUUCCUUAGCCCUGGGAAGGAGUUGUCAGGGGAUAUAAGAAACUGAGCAAGCUCCCUGAUUUCCCGCUCUGGAGAUUUGAAGGGAGAGUAGAAGAGAUAGGGGGUCUUUAGAGUGAAAUGAGUUGCACUAAAGUACGUAGUUGAGGCUCCUUUUUUCUUUCCUUUGCACCAGCUUCCCGAUACUUCUUGGUGUGCAAGAGGAAGGGUACCUGUAGAGAGCUUCUUUUUGUUUCUACCUGGCCAAAGUUAGAUGGGACAAAGAUGAAUGGCAUGUCCCUUCUCUGAAGUCCGUUUGAGCAGAACUACCUGGUACCCCGAAAGAAAAUCUUAGGCUACCACAUUCUAUUAUUGAGAGCCUGAGAUGUUAGCCAUAGUGGACAAGGUUCCAUUCACAUGCUCAUAUGUUUAUAAACUGUGUUUUGUAGAAGAAAAAGAAUCAUAACAAUACAAACACACAUUCAUUCUCUCUUUUUCUCUCUACCAUUCUCAACCUGUAUUGGACAGCACUGCCUCUUUUGCUUACUUGCUGCCUGUUCAAACUGAGGUGGAAUGCAGUGGUUCCCAUGCUUAACAAAUCAUUAAAACACCCUAGAACACUCCUAGGAUAGAUUAAUGUAGUAAGUCUGGCUAGGCCUUGUGUUGCCUUUUUUUUUUUUUUUUUUUUCUUUUCUUUUCUUCUCUUCCCAUGCACUAUUCUGGAGGUUUGCCAGGUUUGGGGAGACAUGGAGUAAAAGAAAGAUAGGCAACUCAUGGAUGGUGGGAGAGCAGGUAAGCAGGUCUGAUCUCAAGGGCCCACAUGAGGCAUCAGUAUAUAUUAGGCAGGUAGGGAUCUCUGGCUUUGGUAAUUCUUUAUGAGAGGAUCCUAGCCUUUGAAGCUGGGAGCAGGAGUCAGUGGCUACAGUGGGAAGGAGUACUGCAGGUUGGGGCCAAAGUGAUACACAGCUUAGAAGGCAGCCUUCCUCCACUUACUCAACAAAUCUUUAUUUAGUGACUCUCCAAGUCCUAGUGAUUAUUAUUAUUGUUCACUCCACAUUUGGCUUAAUGGGUAAUGCUAUUACCCAUUGCCUAACUAGGUUUGCAGUAGUGGAAUCUCCAGAGAUAGCAGGCUUAGUAAGCUGGAGGUAGGACAUGAAGUCCCCCAAAACUUGAUGUCCUAUUUUUAUGUGAGUUGGACAGUGGUUAUCUUUUGCCUGUUGAUAUCUUAAAGCAGCAGAGUGGUAUAGAAAUUUGCGGUUAUGACAGACCCGGGUUAAAAAUCACAGCUGUGCCAUUUGCUUUGAUAUUUUGAGCAAGGUAGCUAAAUUUUCUGAGCUUCUAUUUUCUCAUCUGUAAAAUGAGGAUACGUACCUGUUCUUUUUUUUCUUUCUUUUUAUUUCUUUUAGAGAUAGGGUCUCGCUUUGUUGCCCAGGCUGGAGUGCACUGGCAUGAUCAUGGCUCACUGCAGCCUCAAAUUCCCAGGCUCAAGCAAUCCUCCCACCUCAGCCUCCCCAUUAGCUGGGACUACAGGGCCAUGCCAUCAUGCCCAGCUAAUUUAAACAUAGUUUUCAGAGAUGGAGCUCACUAUGUUGCCCAGGCUGGUCUUGAAUUCUUGGUCUCAAGCAAUCCUCCCACUGCAGCCUUCCAAAGUGCUGGGCGUACAAGCGCAAGCCACUGUGCCCAGCUGUCAGACGCUGAGUUUUAAUUAUGCACCAAACUCCAGCCCGCAGAUCCUCUUCACCAAAGCCCCUGGCUGGUCUAGCCCAUCAUGACUUCUCUAGGAACAGUCCUUCUUUAGGACUAUAAAGUAUUAACAAAAGUCUGUAGAUUAAGGAGCCUGCAUAAAGAAUUCUGGAUACAGGCCCCUGUCUUUCCAAAGUUCCUCUCCAAUAUCCCUUGGGGUCCUCAUGUUUUUGAAGCAGCUUCACUCUGCACAGGCAGCAGGAGGUUGGGGGAGCCAUAGCUCUGGGCCACGGGGGCAGAUUUAUUUGGAUGAUAGGACUAAUAUUUGUGUAACCUGCUGAGACCUGUGUGGGAGAGUUUAGGGUGGUUUUUCUUUUGGUGAGGGGAUUUGCUCUGGUUUCACAUCCAUUAACACAAAACAUGAGCUAGUCAGGGCCCUUGUGGUCUGCGGUAAGGGGAUGCCUGUGGAGAAAUGGGCCUGAGUGAGUCAGGCCAAGAGAAUGUCUUCCUUCAGAAUGGAGUCAACUGGAUAACUGAUGAGCCAAUGGUGGGAUUAAGGAGGGGGAAAUGGGAGGGGAAGAGAACAGCUGACAUCUUGAGGAAAGCUUUGGGGUAGUGGAGAGGUAAGGGGGUCAUGGUCAGUCUGAACUCAACAAUAGGGCUGAAUGAAUUUACCAAAGGAAGCUGCCUUAUAUUAUAUGCCAGGCUGCUGGGGAAAGCCUCAGGUCCUGGCCAGCCCCUGUUCUCACAAGAACAUGCAGGUUACCACAUAAAUAAUGGCAUAUGCCUUCCAUAGGACGUCAACCUGACUUAAAUCUACCUAUACCCUACUCUCUAUUCUUUGGUUUUUGGUUCUCAUCCCUGUGGAAGGAAAUGGGCCUCUUCUGGCAUCUCAUGCUACUCUGUGCUUUUCCUUGGGCUCCAAAUUCUAGCUCAUAAAGAUGCAAGUUUUGCAAUUUCCUAUAAAUGGUUAAGAAAAGAGCAAGCUGUCCAGAGAGUGAGAAGUUUGAAAAGAGAGGUGCAUAAGAGAGAAAUGAUGUCCAUUUGAGCCCCACCACGGAGGUUAUGUGGUCCCAAAAGGAAUGAUGGCCAAGCAAUUAAUUUUUCCUCCUAGUUCUUAGCUUGCUUCUGCAUUGAUUGGCUUUACACAACUGGCAUUUAGUCUGCAUUACACAAAUAGACACUAAUUUAUUUGGAACAAGCAGCAAAAUGAGAACUUUAUUUGGUGCAGUCAGGGCUCCAUUUAGUUCCCUCACUCUGCUUCUAAUCACCCCUUCUCCCAGCCCUCUUCUAUUUGAUAGAGGUCUGUCCCUCAGAUCAGCAAUGUCUUAGCCCCUCUCCUCUCUUCCAUUCCUUCCUGUUGGUACUCAUUUCUUCUAACUUUUAAUAAACAUUUAGGUAUAAUACAUUACAGUAAGUGCUAUUUAGAUACAAACUUAAAACAUACUAUAUAUUUUAAGGAUCUAAGAAUCCUUUAGAGAAGGCACAUGACUGAAGUACCUCAGCUGCGCAGCCUGUAGCCAGUUUUUUUAAUGUAAAAGUAAGAAUGCCAGCCUUAACCUAGCCCUGCAGAUAAAAGCUAACUUUUAUUAAUACCAGCCCUGAAUAAUGGCACUAAUCCACACUCUUCCUUAGAGUGAUGCUGGAAAAAUAAAAUCAGGGGCUUCAGAUUAAAAAAAAAAACAAAAAACAAAAAACAAAAACAAACAUUGCCUGGCCCUGAGGGUCUGUUUGCAAAACUUCUUGUAGAUCUAAUUUCUGAACACUCACUGCUUCAUUUCUAUUCCUCCUGUUGCAGGGAGUAAUUUCUUCUCCUUUGUCUCACUUCCCUUAUCAAGAACACCAACCAGUAAGUCUUUGCCAAAUUCUCAGACCCACUCAGGACACGAGUCUCUACAUGGCUUAACAGAAGAGAGAUAAUUAGGAUUUUUUUUUCCUCAGUCUUUCUGAGGUUUUUAUUUAAAUGCACUCAGUGGUCAUAGGGCAGAAGCUCAAGCUAGCUGGGGCGAAGGGAGGACGCCAGGGAGAGUAUGUUUCUCAUCCCUGGGAGGCAUUCAGCCUAGCUCCUGCAGCCAAAUUACAGCACCAGAGAACAAUGUGAUGCAUUCCUGGGCAGGUCGGUGGGACCCUGGGCGCCUGGGCCUUGUGGAGAGAGGUGCCAGACACAGAGUUCUCCGUAAGCAAUCCUGCAGAGCCGCCCCCUGGGUGCAGAAAUGAAAUACGGGAGAGCUUCACAUUACACAGAGACCUGUAGCUCACACCUGGUUAUUGAUGGCCUUGGUGGAGGCCUCUGCCCCGACCCUCCACUUGGGAACUGCCUGCUACUACGGGGGUUGGGCAUCUUUGAAGCAAUGUUGGAUAACAAGAAAGAGAUGCUUCCUUUUCACUCUUUGCCCUCCCUGUCAGCCUGAGCACAACCAUGAGGUUACACACACACACACAGAGGUGUACAUAUACAGACACAUAGAGAACUUCUCUCAGGCUGCAUAGGAGUUCUGCUCAUCCUCCUCUCCCCAACAAUUAAAAAAAAAAGCAAUUAGAUUUCGAUCCAGUACUUCAAAAAGGAUACCAAUAGGGUCUGGCUUUAAUCAAGGAAUAUCUACAAAGUCACAUUACCAACCUGCAGGCAACUCUUUGGUUUGGGGACCAGAACUCCUCUGGUGGGUGGUUGGGGGAAGGAUGCAGGAAGGGCAUGGUGAGGAGAGAUCAGUGGUGAAGAAUUACCAUCAAAGCAGAGUGGCUGAGACUGUAUAAGUUCGCAAGGCUGGUUCAUGCCAGAGAUAGUGAGAUGUGCACCCUAUGUGCUGAGAAUGAUGGAGCAGUCUCCUAUGACUGCAUGGGGUAUAACUGCCAAGCCUACUGCUCAUGACCUGUGGUUGUUUUUAACUCUUAACUGGGUUAGAAAACUGGAGAGCUUUGGAUUCCAGGGAUGAUCUCCAUAAGAGAGAAGCACUGGAAAAGACCAAGUGGUGGCUUUAUUAGGGUAAAUAUAUCACAGUUGCUACAGUGAAUUGAGCUUUCUCAGAAGCUAUUAUUUUCUUUGGGUGAUUGGCAGGUAUAGGGCAAUAGCCAGUGGGGUGUCAGUAAUAUGCCCUGUCCCUGACCUCAAAGGUAAAGGGAUAGAAAAGAGAGGGCGUUGACAAACUCAUUUUCCCACUUCCCACUCAUGGCUUAUAUUAUCUCUGAGCAUCUCGGUGGCUAUUCCUCAUUUACUUAAGAUGUUUUAGUCAUUCUGGAUGUGCAAAUGCAAGGCAAGCAUUCUCCCACUGGCCCCCUAACGGUUAACUAUCCUGGCUUAAAAUUUUCCUUUGCUCACUUCCAUUCUAUGAGUAUAUCGAUGGAGCAGCUGGACAUUAGAGUUCUUUCUCUUUGACCAAAGGAGCCAAAAUGCGGUGACUUGACUUCAACCCCAACAGCCCCUGUAAGUAGCCCUGGCCAAACAGAAAGGCUAAGCUGAAUGAAGAAAAAAGGAAGACAAUUUCAUCUACAGUUGUCCUUUUUGACAGCUUCCAAGGGGGGUUUGCCUAGGAAUAACAAUAUUCAUAAGAAGCUUUUUCAUAUGCAAAAUGCUUUAGCAUAUAUGUAAUCCUCACAACAACCCUGUGAGGUAGGGGUUACUGUCACUUUACAGAUGCUGUUCAGAAAAAUUUGGUGAUUUGUCCAAGGUCACAUGAACAGUGCGUGGCUCAGCCAGAACUCAAACCUAGGUCUUCUGACUUCAAAUCCUGUGUAUUCUCCUCAAAGCCUGAGGAUGCCCAGGGUUGGGGGCACCAGAGUCCCAGCACCUUCAAAACAGAAAUUGAUACAAAAUGUUCAAGCCCUGUAGGAGUCCCAGGACAGCCAAGAGAGUAUAUCUGAGCACAGUUUACAAAGGAACAGCCUAGGCCCUCCUGAACCUUAUCAACCAAUGGCUCUUUUGCCAUUUCUGCCACUAUUACCACCAGUACCAUGUGACCACUAUACAACAUAUUCCACAUUUAAACAACUCUGGCUCCUAAUUCUACUCCUUUUUUCCCCUUCAGAUUAACAUUAAAAAUUUUAUCUAGUCCUUUUGAAAUUAUGCUAAAUGUAUAGACACAGUAGAAGUAGUCAUGACAGAAAAUUAUUAAGGCUUUGAAAAUAUGUAUCAGAGGCCGGGUGCAGUGGCUCAUGCCUGUAAUCCCAGCACUUUGGGAGGCCGAGGUGGGGCAGAUCACGAGGUCAGGAGAUUGAGACCAUCCUGGCUAACACGGUGAAACCCUGUCUCUACUAAAAAUACAAAAAAAUUAGCCGGGCCUGGUGGCGGGCGCCUGUAGUCCCAGCUACUGGGGAGGCUGAGGCAGGAGAAUGGCGUGAACCCAGGAGGCAGAGCUUGCAGUGAGCCAAGAUGCACCACUGCACUCCAGCCUGGGAGACAGAGCGAGACUCCGUCACAAAAAAAAAAAAAAAGAAGGUAUGUAUUAGAAUUUUCUUUGAGAUUUCACUCCUUUUAAAAAUGACGUCAACUCCUGGGUUAGGAAAGCAAGAUGAGGGAAUAAGUGUCCUAAGAAACUCCCAUCCCAAGCCAGACAGAUGCCUACCCGUGGCCUGGCAAAGGUCCUGGGAUCUCAAGCUGAUGCAAGCAAUUUGUGUACACCAAGGCAAGGGGUCUCAAUCCUGCAGAGAAACCCAUGAGAUGAGGCAGACAGCAGAUUUUCACUUGAUCAAACACUUGCUGCUCUCAACCCCUCUUUGUUUUCCCAUCCAAAAUCUGGACCUCUGUUUAGGCGCAAGACAGUGAGUAAGAGCAGCUCCAAAAGAUGACGUAUGCAAGGGGAACUCUUCUGUUCAAUCCUGUAAUGUUUUCUGUUAGAGACAGCAUAGGCUACCUAUCCUAAUCCUGCACCCCAACUGUUAAGACAGAAGGGAAAAGUACAAUGUUCAUCAAUCAUAGCUCUGGGAUGCUGCAGCUCCCUGACCUGGGCCCCUACUUGAGCUAGGAGAAGAACACCUCAUGAAAACAGUCUACCUAUAGUCAGGACUUCCCCAAGGCAGACUUUAUUUUUUGGUCCAUCGAUCUUGGCUCUCACUGUUCUCCCUGCUUCCCACCCCCAACUGCCUCUGCAUGUGGGCUCAGAAGUCAUCAUCUAAAGAAUUCCAUUGCUCACCUCCUGCAUAGCAGCACAGCCCCAUGAGGCCACACACCAGAUGGAGGGGAUAAAAGUACGAGGUCAUGGCUUCUUGCAAGAGGCUUUUUCUUAAACUAACCCUGACUCCUGGAAAAGAGGCAGAGCAGGAGAGUGUUGAAUGAGCUGCUGAUGACAGCAGCUUCAUAGGUCUUGUGUAUAAAGGAAGGAAAAAGCUAACUUGGCUUUCCGUGGAAAUUUACCUACUCCCAUUUUCAGGUCUACUCCUGGUCUCACAUCUACUUCUUGAAGGUGUCUAAGUAGAAUGCAGAGAUUGUCAAGCUAGAGGGUUAACUCCUUCCCAAUUGUAGGGAUCUAUUCAGCAGGCUGCCACACACAUGCUGAGGUGGAGGCCAACCCUGAACACAUGCGCUGCUUCUUUAGGAAUGUAACUAUGAAGUAAAAGGAAACAGUAAGGAAGGUGAACUGGAACUCUGGGGAAACUGAAAAGGUCAUCAAUAGGCCUUCAAAAUAUUUGUGUGUAAUAAGUAGACACAAGAGGCUGGAGGAAGAUGAUCAUUCCUAGAAUAAUUAUGCUUACUGGGUGACAAUAUACAGAAGCAACAAUUACAAUAAAAUGAAACAGUUUAAUGGACUAGGAAGCAGAAGUCUGAGAAUAAAGGAAUUAGGUUAAUGAGAUUAAGCAGAGAUGGCAUUCCACAGGAGGUGACUUUUGAGUUGAAUUUUUAAAAGAUAGCUUUAUGUGUUUUAUGAACUGACUGAGGGCAGUCAGAAGAAGGCAUUCUAAAUAGAGGGAACUGGUAUGUGCUGAAACUUAGAAGCAGGAAUGUACAAGCAAUAUAUAAGGAAUUUCAAGCAAGUACACAUUAUAUACACUGGGGAAUACAGAGAAAUUAGAAUGCUGAGAUCAGGGCUUAAAUAAUGUGAGGUGACUGUGUGCACCUAGACUGUCAAAUGGUUCAGCAUCCCCUAUAGAGCCACAUAGUAUCUUGAUUUAUGUCAGUAAACAUCAGGGCACCUAUGGAAAAGCACAAGGAUGAGUCCAUUUGUUACAGACCCAGGGACUAACAGAGAUCUACACUGUAAAGUUCAACAAAAUGCUACAUAUCAUUAACUACAGCUCCUUAUCAUUUGAGAUUCUGGGCUAAGUAAGAGAUAUCAAAUAUCCUAUCCAGUACUGUGAUACAUUAAUGUAGGCUUACAGGCCCAGAACCUGGCAUAAAUCAAGCCAAACCCUUAAGAAAUUAGAAUGUGAAAAGAAAAUAAUUUAAAAUAGAAAAUACAUGCUGCUUUUCCUCACUCCCAAACUUAAAACUUGACUGGUCCUACAUAUUCUACUUGGUAUAUUGAAUUUUUGCAGCUAGCAGAUUUAUCGUAUCUGAGGCCAUAGUGAAUAGAAGAGCUGCAAAAGAGCUUUAGAGACUGCAAAACCAGCUCACUAAUAAAUGAGGAACUUUAUUCUAAUUUACUACCAGGGGCUGAAGUAGCAGCCAAAGAAGGAGACAAAUUCUAACUUCAUGAUCUCUAGUUAGGUGUCUAUUUUCCUGCAUUUGCUAAAGGUAAAAAUCGCUACUUAUGGGGCUUUUGUCAUACUUCUUAACCAAACUUCCCUAACUUCUGAGGAUAAAAACCAUAAGGGCAAUCUUAUUCUUCCAAAGCAGUUCCCUGGUGCCACUUUCAGAAACAGAGUAUUGAACUAUGGGUCUGACCCAGUGUGGCACUGAGUGUGUGUGUGUUUGUGUGUUUGUGUGUGUGUGUACACUGAAUAAGCCAAAACGUGUGCCAUAUUCUAGGUUUCUGCUUUACUUAACUGGCAAAAUUUGGUGCUGUAAGGGAGGCAGCCACAAAACCAGUGAUAGCAUUUGUUAGUAUCAUCUUAGUUCUCUUCCCUCCCCUAGGUAGUUUAUAAAGGGUGAUUUCUGAAACCCUUCACAAAAGAAAAGCUCAAGGGUUUACAUUCAACUGUGACAGCACUAUGAAUUCAUUAAGAAGCAUGUUUCAGGUUGCACUGUAAUUUCCCUAUGUAAUACAAACCCAUGGAAUCUGACAUAAGCUGAUUGCUCAUGCUGGUUGUUUUAUUUACAUUUCUGAAUGGAAAGGAUUUCAAUACUCAUAAAAUAUCUAACUGGCUUAUUUUUCAUCUGUUCUCCCAGAGAAGCUAUUAUAAGAUAGGCAUAGAGACAGAAGUCUCAACUUGUAUAACUGGUUAAGCAACCAGGGAAAUGUUAUUGCUCAAAAUGCAAUUUUAAAAAAUUCAAUAUGGAACUUGAGGCCAAAAAAACAGAAGGUUACUCUCAAUGCCAUCCAAAAGAUAAAAGUUAAAAAAAAAAAAAAAAAAAAAGGUAACUAUGCUCAUUAUUUUCAACCAAGUUCUAUGGAGGUGGUACCUUCACAGGAGCUCAGUGGAACUGGGGUUUACUUACAUCUUUUUUCUGGGAACCUAAUGUUAGCAGACACAGUUGCUAGUUUGAACAGGAAUGCAGAUGAAUGGAUGAAAGUGGGCUCCCUACCACCCAGAAAUAUGAAUGUGCCUCCUUACCAAUAUGCUACAAAUCAGACCUCUGAAUUAGAAGAUGCCAUCAUGCAACUAACUUACUAUCUGGAGAUGUGUAUUUUGUUAACCUAGGCAAAGAAUAACAAUUUCUGCUUAUUCCAGUAGGUGUGACAAGCUCAGAGAAGUGAGCGACAAGCUAGAGAAGUAAUAAUUACCAAUAAAGUAAAUUCCAAAGCCGAA